CAUGAAGGUAUAACCAGAUCGUGAUCAUUACGUUCAAGUCUAAGCUACCUGAGCGGUCUCUCAUUCGAGUCGAAGGCUUUCAUUGUUCUCCGUCCGCGUGCUCCUUCCUCGUCGUUGAUCCUCAAGCUAUCCCAUCUGAGCGCAGUCGGUCUACCUCAUCAUGUCGUCCAUCGGGACGGGCUAUGACCUGUCGGUCUCGACGUAUUCUCCAGAUGGCAGAUUGUUCCAGGUCGAAUACGCGGGCAAGGCUGUAGAAGCUGCAGGCGUCGCGAUCGGUCUGAGAUGUUCUGACGGUGUGGUCCUCGGUGUGGAACGUAUACUUCACUCGAAGCUCCUGGUCAAAGGUGCCAAUAGGAGGAUACAAAGUCUGGACGAUUCCAUUGGACUCGCAUCUGCUGGUUUGCUGGCAGAUGGUGUGCAUUUGGCCGAUAGGGGAAGGGAUGAAGUUUGGAACUUUAGAGAAACUUACAAUGCGCCUAUACCGACGCAGAUUCUCGCGGAUCGACUGUCAAUGUACGUUCAAGCAUACACCGCUUAUUCGUCCGUGAGACCAUUCGGCGUAUCGAGUUUGGUCGCUGGAGUGGACAAGACUGGACCCAGAUUGUUCUGUAUCGAGCCUUCAGGUGUCUUUUACGGAUACAGAGGGUACGCAGUUGGUAAAGGAGCAGUUUUGGCUAGGACAGAGUUGGAAAAGGCCGUGGGGAAGGAAACGGAGGAAGGAGGUGUUGCUCUGACGUGCAGAGAAGGUGUUUUGGAAGUCGCGAGAAUUAUCCACCUCGUUCACGACGACAACAAGGACAAGGAAUUCGAACUUGAAAUGACUUGGAUCUCCCCUGAAUCAAACAUGAAGCAUGCCGUCGUGCCUGCCGAUUUGCUCGCCGAAGCUGAUGCGAAGGGUAAAGCGGCGCUCGAAGAGGGAAUGGAAGAGGACUAAAGGCAGACAAGAUGUGAUUUUACCGACAUGUACAUGACAGACA
Kockovaella imperatae is the source of this 977-nucleotide messenger RNA. RefSeq names its product proteasome subunit alpha type 3. The record is from RefSeq and is a predicted model, not a curated record. Gene Ontology annotation, cellular component: nucleus; proteasome core complex; proteasome core complex, alpha-subunit complex. Bases 161 to 934 code for a protein of 257 amino acids. NCBI's taxonomy places the organism in Eukaryota, Fungi, Basidiomycota, Tremellomycetes, Tremellales, Cuniculitremaceae. The transcript is spliced from 5 exons. Gene Ontology annotation, biological process: ubiquitin-dependent protein catabolic process.